AUGAAUGUGCGAGAGGACCACGCCGCGCAAACUGCUGCUGCAGACGAGUCAGCAAGCACCACAUCCCCGCCUCGCCGCGAUCCCGUGGAGGACGCCAACCCCAGCUUUACUCGCAAACGCCCGCGCCUGGACAGUGGCAGCAACAGCGUCCGCGCCCUCUCGACCGACACUGAGUCGUCAACCCGGACCACCGCAUCGCCGCCGCGAGAACAACAGGUAGAAAUGACCAUACGCUCGCACCCGCCCUCCUCCCCGGUGUCCGCCCCGAUUGACGACGGCCACAAUGCUGAUGCGAUGCCGGCGGAUUCACAGAAUAUUUCUCCCAUUCUCAUAGAUAGCACGGGGGACGACUCCGGAAGUCCGCCCGUCAUGCUCAUCGAAGAGGACGAGCAGUCUGCUCUUGGCUUCACCGUGCGCGUAGACGCAUACGACCAUUUCCAGCGAUUCCCAUGGGCGCCUGCUGGAAACUAUACCCAGGUCGCUCAUGAAUUGCCUCAGUACAUCCAAGCAUCUAUGCCCGUCGACCCCCAGCUCCUCAUCCAGCUGUCCGAAUGGCUCGACGAUCUGCCCGAUCCAUCCGUCAACGUCGAAAGCUUCUACACUGGCAAGGCCGAGUUCUGGAACGAAUUCGCCGCGAUCGUGGGCAAAGUGCUCACUCGGAGGUACCACUGGAUGAACGCGCUGAACAACAGAGAGAGCAGUGAUUACAAUAGAUAUCCUCUCGGAGACGAUGUAGAAGAUCUACAGACAGACCAGAUCUUCGACCGCUUCUUGGGCGCAUACUUGAGAAUAUGCUCAUACAUCCUCCUCAUCGACGCUGGCAUGUUGUCACAGCAGCCUGCCGAACAGAUCUGCCAGCUUCCGUUGCUGAGCAACAGGCACAUCAGAUUCCUACAUAACAUUCUAAGAUUCGACAAGACUGCCAUCUUUCAGUUCCUACAAAAGGAGUACGCUAUGGAUGUACGGGAUCUGCAGACUCGCAUGUACAAGGACUUUCUUAUGGCUAGUGGAGCCCAGAAUCUCCUUCGCCUGGCGGAUGAGGCGUUCCAUCGACUUGCUCCCAAUGUGCAGAACAAUUAUGCCCUUAUCAUUUCGCAACUGCUAUCCGCGUUAGGCUGGACCAUUUUCGAGCUUCCUGGGACGAAUACCUUCAUAGACCGGGCGCACUACCAUCGCGGCGUGCUGUCGUUCUUCCAGAAAUACGGCACUGACCUUUACGAGCCUAGCCUUCCCUCCGAUGCCAAUAUUGCCCGUGAUCUCGUCCAAUAUUACUCGAUACUGGUGCAAGAUAUCUGCCAAUGGGACGAAAGCAUCGCCCCCGAAUUGAUGAACGAACUUAUGGACUCUAGCGAUCCGGAUUCACCAAUGGCUCCAUCUGGAGCGAGUGACGCAGGGACCGGAGACAUUGACUAUCGCAAAGACCCUAGCUGCUACCCAUCGUUGGUAUCCUGUGCAUACAAAUUCAAAGUUUUGCGCAAAUGUGUCGUCAAAGGAAACAUGAACAUGCGUGUCAUGAGUAUUGCGACAAUGGACGCGGCGCUUGUCGAAGUCUGGCGGGAUUAUAGUGCACUCGACCCGUCGUGCAAGCACCCCGUCAUCCAGUAUCUUGCGGACUUUUUGCUGCGGGGUCAGAUUGUCGACUACAUUGUCAGCGUGGACUCACAUCCUCAGUUGAUAUCUCGGAGUGCUAAUAUCGCCGGAUUCCUGGUCAUUGCGCACCGCUGGUCGGACGACCAAGCUGAUGCGAUAUGGAAGACCGUGUCGUCAAGUCCUGAUCCUCGAGUUGUAGUGGCGACAAUCGCCAUGCUUCGCGGUAUCAUCGGGCUUAUGACAAUGUCGGAUCGGUUGUAUCUUUGCACAAAGCUAUACAAUUUACCCAUUGACAGAUACACCAUGGAUAUUCUGCGCUUCUUCCGCUUUCUGACUGCAAACCUCAACGAGAACGGGAACCUCAUUCACAUCGACAAAGCAGAUAGGGGACCCACUGCUCGACCCUGGAAUGUUUGCAUCAGCGUGAUCCGCGAGACGGCACCUAGCAGGCAGGCAGAUAAGAAUCUGCUAGACCUGCAGCAUGAAGCCUUCGAUCAUCUUUGUGCAUUAACAGCUGCAAUCCCUCCUAAUGAACGACGCAUCAUCUAUCGGGAGUGUGCACAGCAGAUAGCGGACUGUUCCGAUGCUGCGACAGGGAAUUAUCGGAUCCUUUGCCAACUGGCUCAGUACACACACCCGGACGACGCAAUCUUCUCCGCACAGAACUUAGAUCUGAUGCGCUCGGUACUGAGUGAGAUCCCAGCUUUCGUGGAGAAGGAAGCCCAGAAUACUUCGUAUCCUUGGCAGGUUGAGGCCUUGCAAUACCGGCUAGAUCUGUUAAGGUUGACAAUCACACACCCCGCCAUGUCCGUCCCUGUUGAUCUUCACCAAGACCUCUGGGAUCACAUCGUUGGCGAAAAGGCGUUGUCCAACGAAUCGAGAGAUUUGGCCUGGAUGACACUGCUUGAAGCCAACAAAAGCUCACCAGGCGAUGAGUUUUGCAAGCAGCUCGUGUCAUCUUACAUCCCGAACAUGGAUGCACAGCUGUAUACGAACGGAUUGUUUGGAUUCGUCGCUAACUACGGCUUUCCGGUCACGAGAAAGACGAUCCCGACCGAACAAGGAACCGAUAGCCUCCUGCAAAUUCCUGGCGCGGAUCUGUUGUGGCGCCUGAUUUUAUCCUCUCCCGCAGGCACCAUUGAGGACGCUGCAGCUCGCCUUCUCGCCAGUCGCUAUGUAUGUGUGGUCGAAAGUCCCGGAGUGACUGCCGCAGAGGUAGAGAAAGCACAUGUCGCGUUGGUCGACCAGUGCAUGCAGAAGUUGAGGAUUGCCUUCGAGACGCAGCCGGAGCAGACCACCAACGAGCCAAUACUUCAUCAUAGUUCCGAAGUACAUGUACGCAGGAUACUGCUUUUCCAGAAGCUUCUACUUGGAUUUGCUCGCCAAAAGCCCGAACUUAACCGACGGAGGAUGGAUUCCAAAGUGGAUGCGAUGGACACUUCUGCAGACGUGUCUUAUGGGGAUGCUAUUACGAUCAGAUACCAGUGCGGUAAUGAUCGACAAUGCGUUACCAUGUCCUCUGAACACACGGUGGAUGAUCUCUACAGGAGGCUGUGCCAUGCAACUGGCUUGACAAAGGUCAAUCUCUUCGCGAGAGGGCAGCGGCUGAAGGUCUUUGAAGAAGCACCAUUGAAGCUGUCUGACAUCGAUUUUGGAGGCCAGGUCAUUGUGCAGCGUGCUGAUGGAGCAGAGCUCACUCGUCCCAUGCCCGAUCUGGCUGCAGGAUCCUCGGUGUUCGAAACUGCCAUCGUGGAGCAUUUCGAUGAGUUGUUCACAUGGAUGAAAUCUGGCGAUACAACAAGCUAUCUGUAUCUCCACAAAGCGUUGUUGGACACUCAGUUGAUAGACGAGUCGUUGUCUGACCCUCAGCAACUUCAGCUAGCCGCAGUUAUCGUGGGCAUUCUGCUAGAAUUCCUCAGAGUUGCACUCGACAGUCCGGACUCUGCGCCAAUAGCCCAGGACGCAUAUGCUACCAUCCUGGAAGCGUCGCUUCAUUCCCGUGCUAUAUGGGAGACAUUCAUGUCUCAUAGCGACGUGCAUCGCGUUCAUCAGACAAUGCUACUGUCGCAGCCACACGAGGCUACCCGAGAGUAUGUCUCACGCAAGAUAGCCUCUCUUUGUGGUGGAGACCUUCCUUCAACUUGCCCCAUCACACGAGCUGAGACCGGUUCCAAAUUCUGGACAAUCAUUUCGGCUAUCAUACCCAUAGCAGCACGGCAUGCAAGGCAGUCGAAGCAGUUGUUCAAGAUUGCGGAGCAUGUGUUUCGUGCCAACGACGAGUAUGACCGGAACGAAGAUCAUCUCCGGUCUUUGAUGACACAGUGGAGCACACUUCUUCUGAGCCACAACCACGAUGGGUUUCCCGGGCGAGAAGAAACCGAUUACGUUGUACACGGACUUACCAAACUAAUUCUCUGUUGCAUACUGUCAAUAAAGUCCUUCAAGAAGCCCGUGAAUGCCGGCUCGUUGCUGAAGCAGGUCUUCAAGAAGUACCUUUUCGUAAGCAGCAUACAGACAGGGAGCGCAUCACCUGAUCAAAUUUCUCUCCCGAUACUAGAGAGUCAUACACGAAGAGAGCUGUACGAUUUGAUGCUGGGCCUUGCUGAAGACCAGAGCACAUACCAGAUAUUGCUUCAACUUGUUGGAGAAAUUGAGCAAGAGGACACCGAGCUCAUGCUUACUACUAGUGUGGUCAACCGUUCCAUGGAGAUCAGGUCCCCUACGGGUUACGUGGGUCUCUACAACCCACGUGCCAUCUGCUACAUGAACUCCCUCCUUACUCAGCUAUUCAUGAACUUGAACUUCCGGCAAUUCGUCCUCAACCUCAAAGUCAACGAAGGCUUUGGAAGCCAGAAGCUCUUAUUCGAGACGCAGAGACUGUUUGCUCAGAUGCAGAACUCUUUUCGAAAAUGGACGGAUCCACGAGACUUUGCAGGUUGUGUAAAGAGCCUCGACAAAACGCCCAUCGAUAUAGCCGUGCAGAUGGACGCCGACGAGUUUUACAACCUACUCUUUGAUCAAUGGGAGGCUCAAAUGUUCAAGCAGGAACACAAGUCGAAGUUUCGGGCCUUCUAUGGGGGCCAGACCAUGAACCAGAUCAAGUCCAAAGAAUGCGAACACGUCUCCGAACGCGUCGAGCCAUUCUUCGCCGUGCAGUGCGACAUUGCAGGCAAAGCCAAUCUGCAAGAGAGUCUCCAGGCUUAUGUUGAAGGCGAUGUCAUGGAAGGAGACAACAAGUACAAGUGCGAGUCGUGCGACGGAAAGUUUGUGGAUGCUGUAAAGAGGUACGUACGCGCUGAAGUCAGAUAUUGCUCAAUUGCUAACGCCGACAGAACUUGCCUCAAAGAUGCGCCUGAUAAUUUGAUCUUCCAUCUCAAGAGAUUUGAGUUCGACCUGAACGACUUUAGCAGAAGGAAGAUAUACGACCAUUUCGCCUUUCCAGAAACUUUAGACAUCAGUCCAUACAAGUUUGACCAUCUGGCUGAUCCGGAGAAACCUCGCGAAGAAGACGUUUUUGAUCUUGUUGGCGUCCUCGUACACACAGGCACUUGUGAGAAUGGACACUACUAUUCUUACAUUCGGCAGCGCCCUUGUUCAUCGGAAAGUGCGACACCAACUUGGGUCGAAUUCAACGACAGCGAAGUCACACCAUUCGAUCCCGCCGAGAUCGCCGAGAGAACAUUUGGAGGUUUCACCGAAGGAGAAGGAUACAAUCGCCAGAUCAAGCAGUUCUCCGCCUACAUGCUCUUUUACCAGCGUAGAUCUGCUGUUGAGGAGGACCAAAGGUGUUGGGCGACCACGUCUGCGAACCGCAACCCACAGAUUGCCAUACCCACACUCUUUGAGGAAGAGAUUGACUCUAACAACGAACAAUUUCUCCGGGAGUAUAGCCAGUAUGAUCCAGCGCAUUCGAAAUUCGUCCGGCAGCUUCACAAUGUAGCACGGACGAUCAGCCACGGAGUGUGCUCAGAAGAUCACGUCCAGGAGGCCCGCGGGCUCUCUAUCGUGCUGUCCCAUCUGGGACUCAUAGCCUGGCGUCAGUCUGACUCUGAGAUCUCAUCGGAGCUGAUUCUUCAUAUCCGUCGGGCCAUGAUUUCAUGCUCUUCGUGCUGCAGCAUUGCACUGCGGUGGCUAGCAGGGAACGAUUCUGCGAUGACGAAUAUCCUCAUCAAAUGCACACAUCCCACGCUUCGGUCACAGAUGAGAGCAUUACUCGUCGACAGCCUGAAGUCUCUUCGCGAACAGGAGCCUUCAGCUUACGAAUCAGAUUCCUCAGACAGCGACAUGGAAGUCGAUUCAUCCACCCCUGUUGAAGGCGUCCUGGUGGCUUUGACUCGAAGACUACGGAUAACUGCAGAUGAGUCAUAUGAGAGCACUCGCGGCUGGGAAGACUUUUACCUGUUGUUGACCCAGAUCGCUGAAAUGGGUCUCCUCGAAACAGCGGUCUUGCUAAAUCAUAGCUUUCUCCAGUUCUGCCUAAAGCUCUUUUGCAUGCACACCCACAAACCCUCCAGGGAAGACUGCCCUGAACUGGCAAGGGUCAUGGACAAGAGGCGGAGCAUUUUCAACAGGCUGAUAUGCUUCGUGUGGAAGUUGCUCUCCCAAAUGGAUUUGAACCUAGAUGUUCUGAACGACAACGAUACUCACGACAGACUGUCCACUUUUGAUCGCGAGCGAAUGAAGUUUCCCCUAUCCAUACGAGAGACGGCUGCAGUGAUGUACUGGUCGGACGACAUCAAAGCCAUCGCGAUCAUUGACAAGAUCUUGGAAGUGUUCGACGACUCUAAGACAGAUCACUUCUACCCUGGCGACAUCAUAAAGUGGAUACUCGAAUCACGCAGCGCAAAAUUGCAGUCGGACAUGGGUCGAACCAUCAUCGAAGGAAUUCAGAUGGAGCCACCGUUUUGCGACGCUUAUAUCCAAGCGGCACUACCUCUGUGCGAAGCGUCCGCAAUUUCCGAGAAGAUCACCACAACUAUCAACACCGUUGUCAAGAUGGUCGCAUCAUCCAAGCGAGCCGCUGAAGAUCGUUUGCCAAGCGGGGACGCCGUAUUGGGGCUGUUCUUUGGUCUUCUGACAGCCGAAAACCAGGCGUUCUUCUAUCACAAGCACCCCCACGCGUUCUACCACUGUCUGAUGCAGCGCAGCAGUGUAUACGGUAUUGCACUGCUCUGUCAUGACGAAGACCGAGUGCGCAAAUCCACGAACAUUUUCUUCCAGAAGCUCUACGGAACCAAAGAAGCCAUGGCUUUGGAGACAAUUGCCAUUAAGUACAAAUCAGCGCGCGAACUCCUCACGGAGGUGACGCACAAAUUCGUGUACGAGAGAGACGUCGGCCGGCAUCGCUUGGACAUGGUGCCCUUGAUCGACACGGGCCGAUUGCUAGUCGAGCAGCUCUAUCUGCUGUCCCAGAAUGAAGAGCCUGAGGCGAAACAAUUCCAGCACGCCAACGACGCUGCUUUGAUCGGCCUAUUCCAGCAGGAGGUGGAAGCUGGGUUGCCCUCGUGGCCUCAUGAUAUUGGUACACCAAUGUCUCAGGGCGAUGCAUUCGAACAGUCAGAUUAUGGCAGUGAGUCUGAUGACGCUCACGAACUGCUUGAAAAUUGA
Messenger RNA from Parastagonospora nodorum SN15, 7197 nucleotides. RefSeq lists its product as hypothetical. Gene Ontology annotation, biological process: protein deubiquitination. Gene Ontology annotation, molecular function: cysteine-type deubiquitinase activity; cysteine-type endopeptidase activity. Gene Ontology annotation, cellular component: cytosol; nucleus. The transcript is spliced from 4 exons. The record is from RefSeq and is a predicted model, not a curated record. Lineage: Eukaryota; Fungi; Ascomycota; Dothideomycetes; Pleosporales; Phaeosphaeriaceae. The coding region runs from base 1 to 7197 and encodes 2398 amino acids.